Molecule: messenger RNA, 407 nt
Organism: Trematosphaeria pertusa
Lineage: Eukaryota; Fungi; Ascomycota; Dothideomycetes; Pleosporales; Trematosphaeriaceae
Product: cytosolic large ribosomal subunit protein L30
Exons: 6
Coding region: 8-337 (109 amino acids)
Cellular component (GO): cytosolic large ribosomal subunit
Molecular function (GO): RNA binding; structural constituent of ribosome
Source: RefSeq, a predicted model, not a curated record
AGCAACGAUGGCACCCAAGAAGGCCAAGAAGACAGCCGACUCCAUCAACUCGCGCCUAGCGCUUGUGAUGAAGUCCGGAAAGGUGACAUUGGGAUACAAGUCGACCUUGAAGAGUCUCCGCUCCGGCAAGGCUAAGCUCGUUAUCAUCGCCGGCAACACUCCGCCGCUGCGCAAGUCUGAGCUCGAGUACUAUGCCAUGCUGUCAAAGACCUCCGUCCACCACUUCUCCGGAAACAACAUUGAGCUGGGCACUGCGUGCGGUAAGCUCUUCCGCUGCUCCACCAUGGCCAUCCUCGAUGCCGGUGACUCCGACAUUCUGAGCACCAACCCUGCGUAAACGGGCGAGGAUAUGGCUGUGGGCGGCGUUGAGCGGGUAGAUCAAUGGAUAUGAUAGCACCUCUCAUACG